AUGUUCCGACCCAAACAGCCCUUUGAGGGCAAAGAAGAAAUAGAGGCCCGGCUAACUGCAACAAAUGACGAUGGUCUGACUGUCAUAUCGUCACAAUGCAUCUCAUUUGCAAAAGAACAACCUGAUAAUUUCAUGAAUUACCUGCGACAUGCUUGGAAACAAGAUGGACCUAUCUUUCGGGAGGACAAAGACCUACUGAAUGCAUUACAACUUGUCGAGGUAACACGACCUGAGGGUGAGGCAGCUAGACUGGUUUCAUUAUAUCUCCCGUUCCCAAAGUUGGUGUACUUGCGAAAUCGGUAUCUGCUCCCCCAUGAGAGCUUCAGGCUUCUCUUGUCAGAAUACGAAAUAACUGCGGGCGCUGAUCUUGAGUCCUGGACUGCCCUUGCGGUGGACAUUGAUCUUGUUCGUGAAGAUGAUGCGAUGUUUUAUAUCGAUCUCCUGGCAGCUGUGAAGAGCCAGAACAACAAUGGAGCUGUAGAGUUUCCACGACGAGUCUUGGAACUGUACCUCCGAAUUCAAGCCGCUUGUGAAAUGAAAGGUGAAGAAGCUAUGCAAAAAUGGACGAGCUCUUUGGAUGCAGUCUUGAAAGAGCUUGACAAGAAGCCGGAUUUUCAAUACUCGAAGCAACUUUAUGAUGUGUUGGGUAAGAUAUGGGGGAAUCUUCCGACGAGUGAUCUCGAACGGCUCAGAGUGUAUCUCAAAACCAACCAGUGUAUUAUCCUCUCCGAAAACGACACAAAACGAUUCUCUCUGGCCGAAUGUGUCUGGGCACCAAAGCUCAACGCCCCGGGAACUUAUUUGAUUAAUUCCCAGAGCUUCGAUAUUGGCUGUAUCUUUGACGAACUCGUAAAUAUCACCUCCUUGGAACCGAAAUUUGGCCACCCAAAGGCAGACACCGCAAGAAUACUACUGGUCGCUUUGAGUCGAGAUAUUGAGAAAUAUGGCCGAUAUCUGGAUAAGGAAAAACUCCUCAAAAACGAUAUCUUCCCAGUCACUGGACACGACUGGGAUUCUAAGCUGUGCUCUGCCUCGGCUGAAUUCUACAUAAUGGACAACGCAAACCUCAACACUACCCUUCGCAAUAAGGUUCCGGUCUUAGAUAUUGAUUACACGACCUUUUGGCUACUACAACCCUUCUUUGUUUGGGCAGGGCUCGAAAGCCGUUAUCUCAAGAACCAUCUCACCAUCCACACUGCGUAUGAUCCAGGCUCCGUUACGCCGCCAUACAUACAUUCACUGCGAGCAAAAGCCCUGUUACGGCUCGCUGUUCACUACAAGAGUCCCCAGACACUCACUGCGUUUGGGAGAAACUUCCUAGCUCGAACCCUAGGCAGGACCAGAAUACACUACCUUGGAGAUAACACCAUGACAACAACUCUUAGGAUAAAGAGUAUCGAGGACUCGAGGGUUAUAGCCUCGUAUCCAGAUAUUGUCAUACUCAAAGAUGAUGAUGGGUUGGAUAUUUACCUCGAGAAAAGCUCAGCCGAAGUUGUAAGAGCAGUUCAGCUCCCGGUGAGACUGGCAAAAAUUCUCAUGGAGGACACAAAUGAUAAGUCUAAAACGUCUAUCAAGAUGAUUCUUGACGAAGAGGGCAUAGUUGAUGUGGACAAGCCACAAAGUUCAUCAUACAUACCCGAAAAUGAGCACGGAAGACUGUCGAGACUACUCUUUGAUAGGAAGCCUGAUCGGCCAUCUGGCAAUGAUUUGAGUCGUCCAGAUCAAAAGCCGAAGACCACUGGAGGGAAGGAGGAGAACAACGAUCUCUCUCAGCAACUGAGUUCGUUAAGCUUACAGGGGAAGCAAGAUGACACAGACACGUCUUGGAGCUCAGAUUCGACGAAGAAAACUCUUGUGUAG
This is a messenger RNA of Fusarium tjaetaba, 1860 nucleotides long. RefSeq lists its product as uncharacterized. Bases 1 to 1860 code for a protein of 619 amino acids. NCBI's taxonomy places the organism in Eukaryota, Fungi, Ascomycota, Sordariomycetes, Hypocreales, Nectriaceae. The transcript is spliced from 7 exons. The record is from RefSeq and is a predicted model, not a curated record.